Molecule: messenger RNA, 1829 nt
Organism: Helianthus annuus (common sunflower)
Lineage: Eukaryota; Viridiplantae; Streptophyta; Magnoliopsida; Asterales; Asteraceae
Product: CBL-interacting serine/threonine-protein kinase 12
Exons: 1
Coding region: 205-1602 (465 amino acids)
Biological process (GO): signal transduction; protein phosphorylation
Molecular function (GO): ATP binding; protein kinase activity
Source: RefSeq, a predicted model, not a curated record
AACGUUGGAUAUGCGUUGGUUGUCAGAGAAGAUACUUCACAUAUAAAGCCACAUGACCCCAUCUGUCCUCAUAAACAAACAAACCAACCCUAGGUUCCUACACACCUCACAAACAUCAUCAACAAAACUCCACCCACAUCAAAACAAAGCAAAACACACCAAAAGAAUCAUCAAUCCCAACCACAGAAACCACCCUAACCAACCAUGCCGGCAAACUCACCGGCCACCACAAGAAAAGAAGGCCAAGAACUCCUCCUCAACCGCUACGAGAUCGGCAAACUCCUUGGCCACGGUACCUUCUCCAAAGUAUACCUCGCAAGAAACAUCAAAUCCAACGAAUAUGUAGCCAUUAAAGUCAUCGACAAAGAACAGAUCUUGAGAGGCGGCUUGAUCUCACACAUCAAACGUGAGAUCUCCAUUCUUAGACGUGUUCGCCACCCGAACAUCGUACAACUCUUUGAGGUAAUGGCAACCAAAGCUAAAAUCUUCUUUGUUAUGGAAUAUGUUAAGGGUGGUGAGUUGUUUAACAAGGUGGCUAAAGGUAGGUUAAAAGAAGAAACUGCAAGAAACUAUUUUCAACAACUUAUUUCCGCUGUAGGGUUUUGUCAUGCACGUGGUGUUUUUCACCGUGACUUGAAGCCAGAAAACAUAUUGUUAGAUGAAGAUGGUAAUCUUAAAGUAUCCGAUUUCGGGUUGAGUGCGAUUUCGGAGCAAAUUAGAGGUGAUGGUUUGUUUCAUACGUUUUGUGGGACUCCGGCUUAUGUUGCGCCCGAGGUUUUGGGCCGGAAAGGGUAUGAAGCGGCUAAGGUUGAUGUUUGGUCUUGUGGGGUGAUUUUGUUUGUGUUGAUGGCUGGUUAUUUACCCUUUAAUGAUCAGAAUGUUAUGGUUUUGUAUAAGAAGAUUUACAAAGGUGAAUUCCGGUGUCCCCGGUGGUUUUCUCCUGAGUUAACUCGGUUGUUAAAGCGCCUGCUUCGGACAAACCCGGAGACCCGGAUCACCAUCCCGGAGAUCAUGGAAAACCGAUGGUUUAAAAAGGGGUUUCGUGAUGUGAAGUUUUAUAUCGAAGAUGAUCAACUGUUUAGUGUGAAAGAUGGAGAGAUUGAAGCUGAUGAGAUUGAUUACUCUUCGGAUUACUCGUUGGAAUCACCGACCGAAUUUGAAACCCGAAAACGGGCUGUUAACAUGCCUAGACCGGCUAGUUUGAAUGCGUUCGACUUGAUUUCGUUCUCUAGAGGGUUCAGUUUGUCCGGUUUGUUUGAGGAUGGGGGAGAGGAGUCCCGGUUUGUGACGGGUGCAUCCGUUUCGACGAUUAUAUCAAAACUUGAAGAGAUUGCGAAAGUGGUGAGGUUUAGUGUUCGGAAAAAGGAUUUUCGGGUUAGUUUGGAGGGGUCACGAGAAGGGGUUAAAGGUCCGUUGACUAUUGUGGUUGAGAUAUUUGAAUUAACACCGAGUUUAAGAGUUGUGGAAGUUAAGAAGAAAGGUGGGGAUAGAAUGGAGUAUGAUGAGUUUUUUGAUCGGGAACUUAGGCCUGGAUUACGAGAAUUGAUGUUGCCGGAGCCUAUCUCCGAUGAACCUUCCGGUUUGGCUAGUUCUAAUACUUGAAUAACCGAAAAGAAAAUUGGUUUUGCUUGUUUGACCACACCCAUGGCUCUAUUGACCAUUAACUGGUUUAAAAUGUUGGGAAAAUGGUUAUGAGUAGCUAGGUGAUCAUGUAAUAUACGUUUUGAGUUCCAUUCUUCUAAUCAAAUGUUCAAAAAUAAUGUUUUGUAGGUUGUGUAAAUGUCCGAACAAUGAUUUGUUGUUUACAUUUUCUUUAGAACCGGAUCAAA